Molecule: messenger RNA, 1434 nt
Organism: Zygosaccharomyces rouxii
Lineage: Eukaryota; Fungi; Ascomycota; Saccharomycetes; Saccharomycetales; Saccharomycetaceae
Product: NHP6B family protein
Exons: 2
Coding region: 1-1434 (477 amino acids)
Source: RefSeq, a predicted model, not a curated record
AUGGUCCCAACCAUUAACACAGGCGAUUCCCCUAAGCAGGAGGACACGGGCGCAAGUGCUAACAGUCUUUUAGGGAUUCCUCAAGAUCCUUCCUUGCAGUAUCCUCCAUUGGAUAAUCCCGAAAUUCAAUAUAGGGAAUUCCAUCCGCAACAAAAUUUUAACCACUUCCAAAAUCAAGGGUUUCCCAUUCAAUUCCAACCUAAACAACAACAACAACAACAACAACAACAACAGCAGCAACAGCUACAACAACAGCAGCUGCAACAACAACAACAACAGCUACAACAACAACAACAACAGCUGCAACAACAGUUUCAUUCUCAGUAUCAACCACAACAGACAUUUCAACAGUUGUUUCAGCAAAGUCAGCAGCUGCCUCGUCAACACAAUAGUGAACAACAGCGUCCACACCAACACCACCAACAACAACAGGAACAGCAGCAACGGUUUGCUCAAUUUUCUCAAGCUGGCUUGAUUUCACAAACACAACAACCACAAACACAACAACCACAACCACAACAGCAACAACAGCAACAACAGCAACAACAGCAACAACAACAUCAUCAACAUCAAACACAGCAACAACAGCAGCUAAGUUCACAGGAUUUAGGCUAUAUACAACAAGGUAAUCAAGGACUUCAAGCACUAAACCAACAACAGCUUUCAGAACUGAUGUACAAUUCAUUCCUAUCUCACUUAGCCCAGAAACAAGUUUCUAGCGCAUUGACUAGUGCUUUGGGCAAUGCUUCUCAUAUCAAUCCUGCUACUGCUGCAGCUGCAGCUGCAGGUUCCUCUUUUCUCACCCAACCAGUUCAAAGGUAUUUCCAUAACAAUGUGAGUAAUUCACCUGUAAUGAUGGAAGCUACGCAUCCAUCGUCUAUACAAUCUUCGCCUCAAUUGCACUUACAAAAUACCCAAUCGAUGGCUAAGAAAUUGUCAUCAACUCAAAGUAGGAUUGAAAAACGUAAACAACUCAAAAAACAGGGGCCCAAGAGACCAUCUUCGGCCUACUUUUUGUUCUCUAUGUCAAUAAGAAAUGAGUUGUUACAACAAUAUCCUGAAGCUAAAGUUCCUGAGUUAUCUAAAUUGGCAUCUGCAAGAUGGAAAGAAUUGAAUGAGGAUCAGAAAAAACCAUUUUACGAAGAAUUUAGAACGAACUGGGAUAAAUAUAGAGUGGAAAGAGAUCAAUAUGAAAAAACUUUGCCACCAAAGAGACCUUCAGGUCCAUUUAUUCAAUUCACACAAGAAAUUCGCCCUAUCGUAGUAAAGGAAAAUCCGGAGAAGAAUUUGAUUGAAAUCACUAAAAUAAUUGGUGAGAGAUGGCGUAGUUUGGAUGUGGGCAAGAAGAACGAAUACACCGAAACUUAUAAGAAGAGAUUAAAGGAAUGGGAAAGUUGCUAUCCUGAAGAAGCUGAAGAGGCAAAGAAGAAAUAG